ACUACACGGGAAAAUAUCCAUGCCAUCAACCAACCCCAAAAAGCACACUCUAUUCACAAGUCAUUAUACAAAGAAGAGAAAACAUGGCGACUUCAGGAACAUAUGUGACGGAGGUUCCGUUGAAAGGAUCAGCAGAGAAACACUACAAGAGGUGGAAGAGUGAGAACCACCUCUUUCCAGAUGCCAUAGGCCAUCACAUCCAAGGUGUCACAGUCCACGAAGGCGAUUGGGACUCUCAUGGAUCCAUCAAGAUUUGGAACUACACAUUUGAUGGGAAACCGGAGGUGUUUAAGGAGAGGAGAGAGAUAGACGAUGAGAACAAUGCGGUCACGGUCAGAGGUCUUGAAGGACACGUGAUGGAGACUCUUAAGGUGUAUGACACCACCAUUCAGUUCAUUCAAAAGUCGCCUGAUGAUAUCGUUUGCAAGAUCACUAUGGUCUGGGAGAAGCGAACCGAUGACUCACCUGAGCCCAGUAACUACAUGAAGUUCGUCAAGAGCAUGGUUGCUGAUAUGGACAACCACGUCCUCAAAGCUUAAAUAAAUCCCUUGUAUCUUUCGAACCAUCAUCAUCGGCUCCCUCUGUGUUGUGUGGGUGUCUUUCGUAUGUUGAAAUCAAUAUAAUAAUGGAGCUCUUGUGUGGAUGUUUCAAAAAAAAAAUGGAGUUCUUGUAUGGUUUGGUUAAUUACUAUUACUUCUUGGGUUUUGUAAUAUGCUUUCAUGUUUUUAAUUAUGGUGAGUAAUUAACUGCAAGGUUUCAUGUGUAUGUCCAUCUACACAUAACACAUGUCUCCUUGUAGAAAAUGCUAUAUUGUACAUUUUGUGUAAUAUAUAUGUCACUAGUUUCUCUGUUUUUAACCAAAA
Raphanus sativus (radish) is the source of this 863-nucleotide messenger RNA. RefSeq names its product MLP-like protein 328. Gene Ontology annotation, biological process: defense response. Lineage: Eukaryota; Viridiplantae; Streptophyta; Magnoliopsida; Brassicales; Brassicaceae. The record is from RefSeq and is a predicted model, not a curated record. Bases 84 to 539 code for a protein of 151 amino acids. The transcript is spliced from 2 exons.